AUGGACCAACAGACACCUUCACCGCCAAUGCGCCCACGGCCGCGCGACGACUGGUUCAAGUCUCUUGAGCCGGCUGUGAAGAUUGGCGCAGGCUGUGGUAAGUGGCAUCUGUCUCCUUGUCUCCACAAAUCUCGACCAUAUCAUGAACAUGCGUAUGAUGAAUGAAUGGAUUCACAUGCUCGAGAUGGAGCAUGUGUAGGGUGCGCGGGUUUAUCGUUUCCUUGUCGUAGUAACGCGUCUCUAUCGCUCAUCUACGUGUAUACACAUCUGCCAAGACACGAGAUCCUGACACGAGAUUCUGAGAUGGGUGACAUGGUGCCAAACAUGUGCUGACUUUCGUGAAAAGGUGCUGCUGGCUUCCUUUUUGGCGGCGCAACGGGUAUCAUCAAAGGAUGGCCACCAGGGCUCAGUGCUACGGUAUCUGCUCUACAGACCUUCGCGCUAGGCACAACCUUUUCCUUCUCUCGCUCCUUCGUGAUCCGAGCAUGGACGGUCGAGGGCAGACCGCCACCCUCGGGAUUCGAUCUCGUCAAGGCAAGCGCAGUUGCUGGAGCCGUUUCGGGGGGCAUAGUCGGAGCGAUAGCACGUGGCCGAUCCAAUGUACUUCCAGGAGCUUUCAUGUUCGCACUGUUCGGUGGUGCUGGCCAAUUCCUUCUCAAUUCCCGUCGGGAGUCAAAGACUGAGCAACCGAAAGAGAACUUUUGGAAACGAAUGAGCGACAAGAGUUGGACGCCGUUCCGUGUACUGUCGAACGAAGAGUAUGCAGAGAUGCUGAAAGAAAAGAUGCUGAAGGUGGAUGUCGAAAUUGCUGUAAUUGACGACAAGAUUGCGGCCUUGAAAGAAGAGCAGAGGAAGGAGCAGGCAGCUGCAGCGUCUAGCGCCACGAGCACGUGA
Messenger RNA from Lecanosticta acicola, 894 nucleotides. The record is from the annotation of a GenBank genome assembly. Lineage: Eukaryota; Fungi; Ascomycota; Dothideomycetes; Mycosphaerellales; Mycosphaerellaceae.